Messenger RNA from Anoplophora glabripennis (Asian longhorned beetle), 3099 nucleotides. RefSeq names its product sn1-specific diacylglycerol lipase alpha (gene inaE). The record is from RefSeq and is a predicted model, not a curated record. The coding region runs from base 424 to 2565 and encodes 713 amino acids. Gene Ontology annotation, cellular component: postsynaptic membrane; dendrite membrane. The transcript has 13 exons. Gene Ontology annotation, biological process: lipid metabolic process. Lineage: Eukaryota; Metazoa; Arthropoda; Insecta; Coleoptera; Cerambycidae.
GGUUAGCGUUACAAUCGACAGGAUGGCUGUGUAUUCCCUGGAAUAUGACUCAGUUUCUGUGCCGUUCGGAAUUUUGGGGUUUCGUCAAUGAAACAGGCCGCGAAUUUUCGGUCUGUCGUGUGAUCGUGGUGUGCCGUGGUCCGCACGUGGUCUAGAAGGCAGGGAGUGGUGCACCUUAUGUUAUUUUUGUGAUGUUCUGGGAGCCGGCGAUGCACGGGGGCUGCAGCUUAUGAAGAUGCAGCAUAUCGGCGUAUACUGCUAUGUGGCGGGUUUCGUACCAAAGGACUAGACUUUAAGAAAGGACAGUAUGUGGCGGAAAUAAGAGAAAUCCAUCUCAUCCAGUGUCGCACGUAUCAUGCGCCUUAAGGAAGUAGCCGAGUGUAUUAUUCUUAAGGGGCGGGAGAUCUAUCUGUAAAGCUUAGGAUGCCGGGUCUCAUUGUGUUCAGGAGACGAUGGAGUGUCGGAUCAGACGAUUUGGUUGUUCCCGGAGCUUUCCUAUGCACCAUGCACACGAUAUGGACCAUCGUACUGGUUAUCAUCCUGUUCCUGGUGGAGUACGACAGAAGCGUGCAGUGCGUGAAGCUGCUGUGGAGCCUCGUCGUGGGGUACCUGGCGAUCCUGAUACUCUCCAUGGCCAUAGAAAUAUGCGUCUGCGCAGUGGCCAUGCGUGGAAGCAUUCUAGACACAGGAAAAAGAGCCUCCAUGCAGUAUAUACUCUACCUCAGAUUAACUGUGAUGAUAAUAGAAGCCGGGUGGCUGUCAGCUGGGAUAGCCUGGCUGGUGAAUUAUUACGUAGACUGUCCCAUAGAAAAAGCCAAAGAAACUGUGUUAGGUAUGGUAAUUUUUAAUUGGUGCGUCCUCUUGUCCGUUCUUAUAACCGUCUGGUGUACGUACGACACCGCUGGGAGGUCAUGGGUGAAGAUGAAGCAAUAUCAGAGGUCGAUGAGGGAGUCUGAAUCGAAGUUUCAGUACAAGAGAUCGGGGAGUACCAGAAACUGGAGGCAGAGCACGAUUUCGCGACGUCUUCAGGGGAAAGUCCUUCGGGCUUACCAGGACAGCUGGCACAACAGAUGCCGCUUCCUCUUCUGCUGCUCGACGGCCAGCGAUAGGAACCGGAACUCCUUCGCGGACAUAGCCAGGUUGCUGUCCGACUUCUUCAGAGACCUGGACGUCGUGCCGUCCGACGUGGUGGUCGGUUUGGUUCUGCUGAGGAAAUUCCAGAAGAUCGAACAGAAAGCCAUCGUGGACCAGCGCAAAAACGACACUUACGAGUUCCUCUCUGGAGUUGCCAUAACUCCCAGGACACAGUUUCUGUCGCUACACGAGGACGGUUCCGACCUGGAACUGUUCCAGACGGUGAUACAUUUCGCCCACUUCGCCGUGCGGGCGUAUGGGUGGCCCAUCUACGUCUUGACGGAGUCGAUGGGGUUGUGCCACUUGUGCACAGGCGUCAGGUGCUGCUGUUGUUUCCCGUGCAGAAAACCCACCAGCGAGGGCGGCAAUCCUGAAAUCGUGGAGGACAACUGUUGCCAGUGCAACUACGCCGCUCUGGACAAGCUCACCGACUACGGUGACAUAGAAAUCAUCUACGCGACUUACCACGUAGACAUAGGGCAGACGCCCUUCUUCGUAGCGCUCGAUUUCGACAGGAAGAAGGUUGUGAUUAGUGUUAGGGGAACGUUGUCCAUGAAGGAUAUUUUGACGGACCUGAACGCGGAGGGCGAGACCCUCCCUCUAAAUCCACCCCGAGAGGACUGGUUGGGGCACAAGGGGAUGGUGCAAGCGGCGCAAUACAUCCUCGAGAAGAUAGAUGAGGAAAGGCUGGUCGAACGGGCGAGGGACCACAAACCCGAUCGGGGAACCACAGACUUCGAAAUAGUGAUAGUCGGUCACUCUUUAGGUGCGGGAACAGCCAGCAUUCUGGGUAUACUGAUGAGGCAGAGGUAUCCCACCCUCCAGUGCUUCUGUUACUCCCCACCCGGAGGCCUGCUGUCAGCGCCUGCCGUGGAAUACACUAAGGAAUUUACAGUCUCCGUGGUCAUUGGAAAGGACGUGGUACCUAGGAUAGGACUGCACCAGAUGGAGACGUUGCGGACUGACCUUAUAAACGCCAUAAAGAGGAGCGUUGAUCCCAAGUGGAAAACCAUCACUUGUAGCGUCCUCUGCUGCGGCUGUUCCCAACCUACAUCGGCGGUGGAACUCUCCACCGGCGAGCAAGACGUCACCGAGUACAUGCGCAGCAAAGAGAACGCGAGGCACAUGGGUAUCCACCCAUCGGACAGUACCAUAGCCUUGACUAGUCACCAACCCCUCUUUCCCCCUGGAAGAAUUGUGCACAUAGUAAGGCACCAUCCAACUAGUGGACAACAAGCGCUGAACAAGAAAGACCCCGUAUACCAAGCCCUGUGGGCUUCGAACAUAGACUUCGACGAGGUUCUUAUUUCUCCAGUGAUGAUCCAGGACCACAUGCCGGACAGAGUCCUGGACGCUCUAAACAAGGUACGUGAGCAUAUCAGUCACACAAGGAAUGAUCCUGUUUAUACAAUUGAAGACGAUAUGGACUGAAUAGUGUGCAUGCAUAGUUGUAUAUAUAGAUGCUAUGUGUAACGCUUCGACAGAUGCAACCGUCCUUAUUGUAUCCGUAGUGAAUAUAUUCAUUGCACGAGGUCUAGUAAGUUUUUUUUUGACAAGUUUCACAGUGUGCAGGUGUAUACUUUAUUAUUUUUGCUCUGUGGGGUAGGUCACUAAAAAUUCUUAUUAUAAAACUACCCAAAAUUAAUUAUUUUCGAGACAAUUUAAAGAUAAAGGUUUUAAAAGAGGCAAACGAUUAUGUUUUAAUUUAAAAUAUUUUUAAACAUGGUGUGAAAAAGUAUUUUGUAUUUUUUUAAAUAUGUUUUAUUUUUAAUUUACGCUUAUUAAAUAUAUGUAUUAUUUUUUCUAAUUUACGCUCAUUGUUAUUUAUUUUUAUUCAUACCUAAUAACUGUUAUGUAAAAUGCUCGUCCUUUAACAGCAACUUGAAUGCUUAUUUUUAUUUUUGUAAUAGUUUUUUUUUUUGGUAUCUGCUGUGAUUAAAUAAUUUCAUUAAAUGUUGUAUUAUA